AUCUGUAGAGGAGCCGUGUGCUUACAGGACCUGCGAUGAUGUCACCGUCAUGUGAUCAGUCACAUGGAGGAGGAGGAGUCACAUGAUCAGGGGCUGCUGCUCUGAGAGAUCUCCACACACAACACAACAGCAGUGACUGCCCCACCAGGACCUGCUCCGUAUCUGCUACAUGCAGGAAGUGUAGGACCUGUGAUGAUGUCACAAUCAUGUGACCAGUACAUUUGGGGGUAAAGUUUUGCAGUAUAGAUGCGACUAUGGCUAAAGGACCUUUGGGGAGGAUCAGGUGACAGCAGUGGGCGGAGUUCAACAGUGCAGGAUAGAAGAGAUUGUGAUUGAAGGACCUGUGAUAAUGAUCAUGUGACAGCAGAGUCCUUCAUACACUGAGCAGAGGAGCCUAGAGCAGCAGCCCCUGAUCAUGUGAUUCCUCCUCCUCCAUGUGACUGAUCACAUGACGGUGACAUCAUCGCAGGUCCUGUAAGCACACGGCUCCUCUACAGAUACAGGUUUCUCCAAUCCAGGAUCCUCUGCUGAUAUCUUCUAUAUAAGAUAAUUCUCCUGGAUGACCCAUCAACCAUGGAGAGAGACAGGAACAAGAUGGCCGACAGGAUCAUAAACCUCACCCUACAGAUACUCUUCCGGCUUACUGGAGAGAAUUACAUAGUAGUGAAGAAGUCCUCUAGUGGGUGUUGUCGGGGAAGAACCCUGAGCCCAAUCCCAGGGCUCCCACCUCACUCCAUGAUACAUGAGGAAAUGGAUGAACAGAAGAUUCUAGAACUCAUCAACAAGAUGAUGGAGCUGCUGACUGGAGAGGUUCCUAUAAGGUGUCAGGACGUGGCGGUCUAUUUCUCCAUGGAGGAGUGGGAGUAUGUAGAAGGACACAAGGAUCAGUACAAGGAUCAGGUCAUGAUGGAGGAUCAGCAGCCCCUCACAUCACCAGUCAGAUCCAGUAAGAGAACAGCACCAGAGAGGUGUCCCCGUCCUCUUCUUCCACAGGAUGAUCAGGGAGAAGAUCCGAACAAUAUUAAUGCUCCAGAGACAGAUGUGAGCGGUGAUGAGCAGUAUAAGGAGAACAUUCCUACAGGGAAAGAUCUGAUCUAUAUUACUGCUACAGACAUAAAGGAAGAAGAAGAAGAAACAGAUGUGAGCAGUGAUGAGCAGUAUAAGGAGGACAUUCCUACAGGUAACCUCCCAGAUUCUUGUACCAGGAGAUCAGAGGAGAAUCUUAUAUCUUCAGAUUAUAAAGCAGAUGAUGAUAUCACACAAGAUACAUAUGAAGAACAUUCCAUUAUCCCAGAUACACCCUCAGCCCUUCACAGCCAAGAUCUGUCAUCUCAUCCUUAUAUACAGGUCCUGUCUUCUCAUUCAUCACAGGAUGUUCAGCAAAAUAAAGGUCACAGAAGGGGUGUUGGACAUCAACGAGCUCAUACAGGAAAGAAACCAUAUUCAUGCUCAGAAUGUGGGAAAUGUUUUAGUUUUAAAUCAGGUCUUGUUACACAUCAAAGAACUCACACAGGAGAGAAGCCAUUUUCAUGUUCAGAAUGUGGGAAAUGUUUUAAUCAGAAAUCAAUUCUUGUUGUACAUAAAAGAACUCACACAGGAGAGAAGCCAUUUUCAUGUUCAGAAUGUGGGAAAUGUUUUGCUUUUCAAUCAGGUCUUGUUAGACAUCAAAGAACUCACACAGGAGAGAAGCCGUUUUCAUGUUCAGAAUGUGGGAAAUGUUUUACUUUUCAAUCAAGUCUUGUUCAACAUCAAAGAACUCACACAGGAGAGAAGCCAUUUUCAUGUUCAAAAUGUGGGAAAUGUUUUACUCAGAAACCGCAUCUUGUUGUACAUCAAAUAACUCACACAGGAGAGAAGCCAUUUUCAUGUUCAAAAUGUGGGAAAUGUUUUACUAAGAAAUCAAGUCUUCAUCAGCAUCAAAGAAAAGAAUUCACACAGGAGAGAAGUCAAUUCAGAGCAGUAAAUGAUGCAGAUAACACAUCUAUAUAUUCACCAUGUACAUAGGAUAUCUGACAUUUAUACAUAUAUCAUAUACUGCAUCUCCA
This is a messenger RNA of Hyla sarda, 2045 nucleotides long. Its product is annotated as oocyte zinc finger protein XlCOF7.1-like. Lineage: Eukaryota; Metazoa; Chordata; Amphibia; Anura; Hylidae. The record is from RefSeq and is a predicted model, not a curated record. Bases 574 to 2004 code for a protein of 476 amino acids. The transcript has 7 exons. Gene Ontology annotation, molecular function: RNA polymerase II cis-regulatory region sequence-specific DNA binding; DNA-binding transcription factor activity, RNA polymerase II-specific. Gene Ontology annotation, biological process: regulation of transcription by RNA polymerase II.